Molecule: messenger RNA, 2160 nt
Organism: Ectocarpus sp. CCAP 1310/34
Lineage: Eukaryota; Phaeophyceae; Ectocarpales; Ectocarpaceae
Source: the annotation of a GenBank genome assembly
GUAAGACCCGGGGAAAGAAGCCAAUCACUAGGAACGCCAAGGCGGCGCAGACCAUCUGCUCGCGAGGGUAUCGGAUUGUCGGAUGACGCUACUACAUCGGGUGAACGUCAACGAACUUCCUCGGAACCACCUCAAGGCGGAAACAGGCGACGCCGGCAGGGAAGUGAACCGGAUCCAGACGGUGAGUCGCGAGAAAGAGGAACGCCAUCACAUCCGGCACGAACACNGGCGACGCCGGCAGGGAAGUGAACCGGAUCCAGACGGUGAGUCGCGAGGAAGAGGAACGCCAUCACAUCCGGCACGCGGAGAAUCACACCGGGGAAGGGGCUCGGGGGGAACGGGUACCCCGGGUGCCGAUGACCGAGCGACCAGAAACGGGGACGCUGGAGGAAGCAUGGAACCUGGCGCCACGGGGAACAUAAGCGAGCACCCUCGUUCUAGUACCAGAUGCCGAGUGUGCUCGGGUCAGGUCAUCGAGGGACACCGUGUGGUACAACCCACUUGCGGGCAUCCCAUCCACGCAAGAUGCGUACUAUCUAGCCUGGAGGGACGCGGAGAACGCGCGCUGCUCGAGUGUAGGGUGCACGGGUGCGGGGCCCACCACUCUCGGAGGGACAGCCUGGAGGCGGCGAUUCAAGCUGACCCGGGGCUGCAGCUACGAGCUGAAAGACUGAUAACGGGGUUAAACGACGAACCCCACGGAGCACGUUCGCUGUACAUCUGGAACCAAGACAGUCCGGGAAUAGGGCCUGCUUUGGACGAUUUCAGCAUAUAUGAGCUCACACUCAGGUUCCAAACGGUGAAGAAAGUUCAACCUAGGUUUGCUUCCGACCAUGCCCGUCUCCAAACCCACGUGCUCCACCUGGUUAACAAGCAGCUAGCAGAAGGCGGCGGCGCUUCCUCGGCGACCGGGACCCCACUUUCCACUAUCCGGGUCAUCAAACUUUGGUUCUCCUACCAGGUAUUCUGCACUCCUUUGAUGGUCGGAUAGCUCGAAAAAAACGCUACAAAUCGCUCAAAAGAGGGGAUAUAUCGUCCGUUCUCCCUUGGCUGAUGGAGUAUACCAAGGCGGCGAGUCCAAGGAGCAGGGGACCGGCACGGGAAGGCACACCCGACGACAAGUCCAAAAGGGCGGCGCAGGCAUGCCGGCACUCUGGAGGCGUGAAGGACGCAGCAAGAGCCCUCCUAGCCGAUCAACCGUCACCGGGGAUCGACGAGACAUGGGCACGUCUGAAAGCCAACUUUCCGCAUGAGGAUCCUGUACAAGUGGAGAAGACCAUCGCCGAAGCCAUAGCUGCAAGCCGCACCGAGGAGAGGAAGGAAGCGCCCCGAGAUGGAGGCCAGAACCCGAGUUUGAUCCACAAGUACUCCUUCAAGUCAUCAACAGCAGAAGCUCUAACUCUGGAGCAGGAAAUGACGGGCAACGUUUCUCCCACCUUGAGUCCAUCGUCAACACUAAAAUCGGUCGGGAAGAGUUCAACAACACGAUGUCGUCCCUUUGAAGGAGGCUCAUCAACGAUCCCAACGCGUUCCCACCGGAGUUCUGGACCCUUUGGAAACAAUCCAGUCUAAUCGCCCUCGGUGAAAAGUGCCGUCCAGUGUGCAUUGGAAUGACUUGGAGAAGGCUGAUUGCAGCGGGAACGGUCAGGGAGUGGAAACCGAAACUGGAAGAAAUAUUUCGGGAAGCGGACUAAUUCGGAGUGGCGGUAGCUGGAGGAGUUGAACAAGUUGCGAUGAGCGCACAACUGGUUCAUCAGACAGGUCAUUGGGUAGUCCAGACGGAUUGCUCAAAUGACUUCAACACGGGCAAGCGCACCGCCAUAAUGGCUCAAGCCGCAAAGAGCGUCCCAGAUCUCGUGGGGUACAUCGCCANUAAUUCGGAGUGGCGGUAGCUGGAGGAGUUGAACAAGUUGCGAUGAGCGCACAACUGGUUCAUCAGACAGGUCAUUGGGUAGUCCAGACGGAUUGCUCAAAUGACUUCAACACGGGCAAGCGCACCGCCAUAAUGGCUCAAGCCGCAAAGAGCGUCCCAGAUCUCGUGGGGUACAUCGCCAGGUGUUACGACGAAAUCCCGGCAAAGGCGAUAUACGCGAUGGACUCCGGAGAGCGUCGGACGAUCGAGUGCAAGAGCGAUGUGCAGCAAGGAGAUGGAAUGGGACC